AUGGCUACAAGUGUUAAAAGAAAAGCAUCUGAGACUUCUGACCAGAAUAUUGUUAAAGUGCAAAAGAAACAUUCCACACAGGACAGCACAACUGACAACGGAUCCAAAGAAAAUGAUCACAGUAGUCAAGCCAUCAACGAGCGUACCGUGCCCGAGCAAGAAAACGACGAAAGCGAUACUUCACCUGAAAGUAACGAGGUCGCUACUAACACUGCUGCGACUCGCCACAAUGGAAAGGUUACUGCAACAGAGUCCUAUGAUAUUCACAUAGCUAGAGAAACGGCUGAAUUAUUCAAGUCUAAUAUUUUCAAGUUACAAAUUGACGAAUUACUGGAGCAAGUGAAGUUAAAACAAAAACAUGUUCUGAAAGUCGAAAAAUUUCUACACAAGUUAUAUGAUAUUCUCCAGGAAAUUCCUGAUUGGGAGGAAAAGUCAUUAGCUGAAGUGGACUCCUUCUUCAAAAACAAGAUUGUUUCUGUUCCAUUUGUUGACCCCAAACCUAUUCCUCAAAAUACUAAUUAUAAAUUCAAUUACAAGAAACCAGACAUCUCCUUAAUUGGCUCCUUUGCUCUUAAAGCUGGAAUUUAUCAACCUAACGGCUCUUCCAUUGAUACUUUACUAACAAUGCCAAAGGAGUUGUUCGAAAAAAAAGAUUUCUUAAAUUUCAGGUGCUUACACAAGAGGAGCGUUUAUUUAGCAUACCUAACCCACCACCUAUUGAUAUUAUUGAAAAAAGAUAAAUUAGACUCAUUUUUGCAACUCGAGUAUUCUUAUUUUGAUAAUGAUCCGCUUUUACCAAUUUUAAGAAUUAGUUGUUCCAAACCAACGGGUGAUUCUCUUUCUGAUUAUAACUUUUACAAGACCAGAUUCUCUAUCAACUUGCUUAUUGGUUUCCCAUACAAAGUCUUUGAACCAAAAAAACUGUUACCCAAUAGAAACUGUAUUAGAAUAGCACAAGAAAGCAAAGAGCAAUCUUUACCAGCCACUCCUCUUUACAAUUUUUCAGUGUUAUCUUCUUCAACACAUGAAAACUACCUGAAGUAUUUAUACAAGACGAAGAAACAAACAGAAUCUUUUGUUGAAGCUACUGUUUUAGGUAGAUUAUGGCUGCAGCAACGUGGGUUUUCAUCCAAUAUGUCGCAUUCUGGUUCAUUGGGUGGAUUCGGUACUUUUGAAUUUACUAUCUUGAUGGCAGCGUUAUUAAACGGUGGUGGUAUAAAUAGUAACAAGAUAUUACUUCACGGGUUUUCAUCAUACCAAUUGUUUAAAGGUGUAAUAAAAUACUUAGCCACUAUGGAUUUGUGCCACGACGGCCAUUUACAAUUUCAUUCUAAUCCAGAGAAUUCCUCCAGUUCACCAGCUUCUAAAUAUAUUGAUGAGGGUUUCCAAACUCCAACCUUAUUUGAUAAGUCAACCAAGGUCAAUAUUCUUACAAAAAUGACUGUUUCUUCUUAUCAAAUUUUGAAAGAAUAUGCCGGUGAAACAUUGAGAAUGCUAAACAACGUUGUUCAAGACCAAUUCUCAAAUAUUUUUUUGACUAAUAUUAGCCGUUUUGACAAUUUGAAGUACGAUCUGUGUUACGAUGUACAGUUACCUUUGGGUAAGUACAAUAAUUUAGAAACUUCUUUAGCUGCUACAUUUGGGUCAAUGGAAAGAGUAAAAUUUAUUACUCUGGAGAAUUUCCUCGCCCACAAGAUUACAAAUGUUGCAAGGUAUGCAUUGGGCGAUAGAAUCAAAUAUAUCCAAAUUGAAAUGGUUGGUCAAAAGUCCGAUUUUCCAAUCACCAAAAGAAAAGUGUACUCUAACACAGGAGGUAACCAUUUCAACUUUGAUUUUGUAAGAGUAAAAUUGAUUGUUAACCCCUCUGAAUGUGACAAAUUAGUCACCAAGGGCCCUGCUCAUUCUGAAACUAUGUCUACAGAAGCAGCCGUUUUUAAGAAUUUUUGGGGAAUUAAAUCUUCCUUAAGAAGAUUCAAGGAUGGCUCCAUCACCCAUUGUUGUGUUUGGUCUACAUCCUCAUCAGAGCCCAUCAUUUCCUCAAUUGUUAACUUUGCAUUGCAGAAACAUGUUUCAAAAAAGGCACAAAUAUCAAAUGAGACUAUCAAGAAGUUUCAUAAUUUCCUACCGUUGCCAAACUUACCCUCAAGUGCUAAAACAUCAGUUUUGAACUUGAGCAGCUUUUUCAACUUAAAGAAAUCCUUUGACGAUUUAUACAAAAUAAUUUUCCAAAUGAAGUUACCGCUUUCUGUAAAAUCAAUCUUACCGGUUGGCUCUGCAUUUAGAUACACUUCCUUAUGCCAACCAGUACCAUUCGCAUACUCUGAUCCAGAUUUCUUUCAAGACGUCAUUUUGGAAUUUGAAACCUCACCUAAAUGGCCAGAUGAAAUUACUUCCUUAGAAAAGGCUAAAACAGCUUUUCUUCUCAAAAUUCAAGAAGAAUUAAGCGCUAACUCUUCAACUUAUAGGUCGUUUUUCAGCAGAGAUGAAUCCAUCCCAUACAAUUUAGAAAUUGUAACCUUGAACAUCUUGACACCUGAAGGUUAUGGAUUCAAAUUCAGAGUUCUAACUGAACGUGACGAAAUCCUUUAUUUAAGAGCUAUAGCGAAUGCUAGGAAUGAGUUGAAACCAGAAUUGGAGGCCACAUUCCUAAAAUUUACUGCAAAAUAUCUGGCUUCCGUAAGACAUACUCGUACUUUGGAGAAUAUAUCUCAUUCGUAUCAAUUCUACUCCCCUGUGGUAAGACUAUUCAAAAGAUGGUUGGACACUCAUUUAUUACUAGGUCAUAUAACGGACGAAUUAGCAGAGUUGAUUGCCAUUAAACCUUUUGUUGAUCCUGCACCAUAUUUCAUUCCAGGUUCUCUUGAAAACGGUUUCCUCAAAGUGCUUAAGUUUAUAAGUCAAUGGAACUGGAAAGAUGAUCCAUUGAUUUUAGAUCUAGUAAAACCAGAAGAUGAUAUAAGAGAUACAUUUGAAACAAGUAUUGGAGCUGGCUCAGAGCUAGACUCCAAAACGAUGAAAAAGCUUUCUGAAAGAUUAACCCUAGCACAAUAUAAGGGCAUUCAAAUGAACUUCACGAACUUGAGGAACAGUGAUCCCAACGGUACACAUUUGCAAUUUUUUGUUGCCUCUAAGAACGAUCCAAGCGGUAUUCUUUAUUCAUCAGGUAUCCCACUACCCAUUGCUACAAGGCUUACAGCAUUAGCUAAAGUAGCCGUGAAUCUUUUACAGACACACGGUUUAAACCAGCAAACUAUCAAUCUUUUAUUCACGCCUGGAUUAAAAGAUUACGAUUUUGUCGUUGAUUUGAGGACACCAAUAGGUUUGAAAUCAUCCUGUGGUAUACUUUCAGCCACAGAGUUCAAGAAUAUAACUAACGAUCAAGCCCCAUCGAACUUUCCAGAGAAUUUGAAUGAUUUAAGUGAAAAAAUGGAUCCAACAUACCAGUUAGUGAAGUAUUUGAACUUGAAGUACAAGAAUAGUUUGAUUUUAUCAAGCCGCAAGUAUAUAGGUGUGAAUGGUGGAGAGAAAGGAGAUAAAAAUGUCAUCACAGGGCUAAUAAAGCCACUCUUCAAGGGAGCCCACAAAUUUAGAGUAAACUUGGAUUGCAACGUUAAACCAGUGGAUGAUGAGAAUGUGAUUUUAAAUAAAGAAGCCAUAUUUCAUGAGAUUGCUGCAUUCGGGAAUGACAUGGUUAUAAAUUUUGAGACAGAUUAG
This is a messenger RNA of Saccharomyces cerevisiae S288C, 3714 nucleotides long. It is a transcript of the gene UTP22, whose product is annotated as rRNA-processing protein UTP22. Gene Ontology annotation, cellular component: nucleolus. NCBI's taxonomy places the organism in Eukaryota, Fungi, Ascomycota, Saccharomycetes, Saccharomycetales, Saccharomycetaceae. The transcript has a single exon. The coding region runs from base 1 to 3714 and encodes 1237 amino acids. The record is from RefSeq and is marked reviewed.